UUUAGCGUUUUUAAUUAAUUUCUACUUUAUGAAUAUUCUUUUGAAUAAAAGAAUGAAAAAAUCUCCAGUCGCACAUCGCUAUCUGACGUGCCACAUUAUAUUUUCUUGGGAAUAAAUAUAAGCAAAAAUUACUAACUUCAAAAUCAUGUUCCAGACAACAGAAUUUGGUAUACUAUUUGUACAUGUUCUAUCAGUGCAUAACUAUGGCCAAAAUAGCAGGAGCUAUAGAUGAACUCUUAAAAGAAGCAAAUGAAUUAUGUAUUGGUACGGAAGUGGUGGAAUUAGACCAAACACCAGAUCCAUUGACAUUUGCUCGUGAUUUCUAUGCAAAAUGCCAACCCGUGGUAAUACGUGGUGCAAUAAAACAUUGGCCUGCGGUGCAUAAAUGGAAACCAGCAUAUCUCGAGCAAAUGUUGGGCAAGAAAAUGUUAGAUGUGACUACAACGCCUAAUGGAUAUGCCGAUGGUUUGGCGAAACAAGGUGAUAUCGAGUAUUUCGUAUUGCCUAUGGAAGAAAAGAUGCGUAUAAGUGAAUUCUUACAGAGACUAGACGAUCCUACUGGUGCUAUACACUAUAUACAAAAGCAAAAUUCAAAUUUUACCACCGACUUUCCAGAGUUAGCGGGCGAUAUUGAUGUAAGCGAUUUACGUUUUGCAGAACAUUGUCUAAAUACACCACCUCUGGUAAAUUUCUGGAUGGGUGAUGGACACGCCGUUACAUCGAUGCACAAAGAUCCUUUUGACAAUUUAUAUUGUGUUAUAUCGGGUCAUAAGGACUUCAUAUUACUCCCACCGCAUCAAGUCGUGAAUAUACCGCGUCAAGUUUAUCCUGUUGGAAAGUACCAACGGAGUGAGACUGGUCAGUUUUAUAUUGAGCCAGUGAUGAAUGAAAAUUCGAACAAACUAGAUACCAUGCGCACAGAAUGGAUAAGUGUUGAUCCCUUAGCACCAGAUUUCAAUAAAUAUCCACAAUACUCGCGUGCACAAACACUACGAGUGCGUGUUAAUGCUGGUGAUAUAUUAUUUUUGCCAAACUUUUGGUUUCACCAUGUACAGCAAAGCCACAAGUGUAUAGCAGUGAAUUUUUGGUAUGACAUGGAGUACGACAGUCGAUAUUGUUUCUUUCGUAUGUUGGAGAAGCUGGUGGAAGCGGUGAAGACAUAAUUAUAGCCUAAUUUACUUAACUUCAUUUUUAUUUUUAUAGUUACAAAUUUUAUAUUGGUAUGUAUUUACCGCGUUUUUUCAAUAAAAAUCAUUUUAUCUCAUUAAAUAUUCCUUUCAUUCUACGCAUGUGUUGGAACGUAUAUGUAAAAAUUCAAUGGAAAAUUUAACACGCGUGUACAACUAAUUUUUCCUAAAGUUUCUAUUUCCUAUUUAUAGAAGUGCAAGGUGUUUCACAGAUCUUCACAUCUCACAAACAGACUUCUUAUGACAGGAAU
Messenger RNA from Ceratitis capitata (Mediterranean fruit fly), 1438 nucleotides. It is a transcript of the gene JMJD7, whose product is annotated as jmjC domain-containing protein 7. The record is from RefSeq and is a predicted model, not a curated record. The transcript is spliced from 2 exons. The coding region runs from base 183 to 1163 and encodes 326 amino acids. Gene Ontology annotation, molecular function: 2-oxoglutarate-dependent dioxygenase activity. NCBI's taxonomy places the organism in Eukaryota, Metazoa, Arthropoda, Insecta, Diptera, Tephritidae.